GCAGACAUCACUGACCAGCACUCUGGCUCACGCUCUCCCUCCUGUGCUCUAAACCUUGUCCAUCAUGAAGUUUGUUGUGUUGCUGGCGUGUUGUGUAGCGUGUGUUGUGGGCCGACCACAACCUGAUGACCUCAAAGAUGAUCCCGUCCCCAUCCUUCUCGACGAGAGGACUCCCAUCGACGAACUAGGUGGAUAUGGCUUUAAGUUCCAGACAGGAGACGGGUUGACCUGGGCUGAAACAGCAUCAGCCAGCGGAGACGAUAACGAGGUCACUCGCGUUGGUCAGUACAGGUUCACCCACCCUGACGGUACGAUCCACCUGCUGACUUACACAGCUGGCAAAGAUGGCUUCCGACCAGUCUCUGACCACCUGCCCACACCUCAUCCUCUCGAACCAUGGCAUAUUGAACAGAUCGAGUUUGCUGCCCGCCAGAAAGCAGAGGCGAGCGAGGAAGCGUGAGUCUGUCCUUUAAGUCUCUUGUGUUGUUCGUUUUCUGUGUCUCUCAUAUCUCCUCACCAUUAUCCUUUCCCGAAU
This is a messenger RNA of Cherax quadricarinatus, 535 nucleotides long. NCBI's taxonomy places the organism in Eukaryota, Metazoa, Arthropoda, Malacostraca, Decapoda, Parastacidae. The record is from RefSeq and is a predicted model, not a curated record.